GUUCGAGAUGGGACAUUUCUCAUUUGCAAUCCCUCCAUACCCCCCCGUACGAAUGUGAUUAGCACGUCUGUUUACUCCUUUUGGAGUCGUCUUUCCUAGGUCAUGCCAGCGCUUCCUUCGACCUUGCUGCUGAAUACCGUUGCCGGUCGAAACGUAACGCUCGAAUCUGCUAUUUCCCUGGCUUCUAAUGCUACCAAUGCUACUAACACAGACGAAAUUGCCCAGGUCAUCUGCGCCUGGCCGGUGUCAGGGCAGUAUGGACCGGGAUCGAGGGUCUUAUACUAUGUCCUUGUAGCAGCUUGUGUCUUUGCUCGAAAAGCAGAGUGGCUUAGAAACGCCUGUCUAGCAGCUGCGUUGAUUUUCCCUGCCGUCGCAGCUCUUCAUGGCAUUGUUCUCGCCUCGGUGCACGUAGAUACUGCCGUUGAUAUGGACAUCUAUGGGGCCUUUCAGUUUUGCUCGAUUGGGAUCCUAGCGGCUCCAUUGUCAGUCAGGAUAUCUCGAACCUAUUUCGAAAACCCUGGCCGGAACAUAAUCUUUCUUUGGACUGGCAUUGUUCUUGCCGGUCUACUCAGUUUGACAGUCGAGUUCUUUCGGAUCACAACAUCACCUUGCACGCACGACGAGUCGGGUCAUCCUAUCCCUCUUCAUGACCCUAAGAAUUUCCCCUACGAGAAUGCCUCUUGUAACCUCACCUGCUCCAUCGAGAAAGGGCCCCAGUCUCCCCUACGGCAAGGAGCUACGAAUGAAAUCUAUGUCAUACCAGCACCGAACAGACUCGCCUUCAACGCCGUUACGCUUCUCGCAGCAGCUUGCUGUAUUCCCGCUGUCCUCUCGCUCGUGUCAAUGUGGAAUAAAAUCCUUGAGAUCAACUGGAAGUCAAGGUUCGGCCCAGCAAAAGGGGACCAGCUGAUAGAAGGGACGAAUGGUGCCACCGUCGCGGCGAUGAGUAAAGUCAAUCACCACGUCAGGCUUUUCUUAAGCACACUAGAGGUUCCUCUAUUCAGCGCUGCAGUAAUCGCAAUCAUCAUAUUCGGCGAAUUGAACUUCUUCAGCCCCGAAGUCUCAUACCAGACUGAACCAAUGGGUAGCAUAGGACAGUGGGCACCCCUUGUCGGUACCGGACUUGCUGCGUUAGGGUCUCUUUAUAUGCUUCUAGCGGUAGAUAUAGAAGCUACGAAGAGAGGCGCGAACCUGUCGGAUCCUAUUCAUCACUUCGAUGACGGACAACAUCCCACUAGACCCAGGGCCAGCUCUUCUCUACAUAGCGGGGGUAUUGAAAUCACGCACUGUGAUGACAUUACCCAUCCGGAGCAUGACUUAAGAAGCUCUCCAUCUAUGCAAGAUAUGAACGGUGGUCUUUUCAUUAGUUCCUCUCACUCCGUCGCCGCCCCGAGUACAGCCCACGUUCGGUCCAGCUCUUCAAACAGCGGAAGAGAAACCUCAACCGAAAUUGCGCCCACCGAAAGUCGGCCAUCUAUGCACGACAUAGGCAACAGGCGUAAAGUGUACAAUACGCUGCUGGUCGUUAGCAAUUACCUAGGCACAGCAUCACAUGAUCGGUUCGACGAUUCCGAGUUUAAGCACGGGAAAGCAAUAGACUUCCCCGAGAUCCCGGCGGAAGAUAAGCGAAACCCGGACCUAGCUCGGGUUAGGGAGGCUUAUAAUCAUCAUCGCAACGACGACGAGAGCGCUAGCAUACGGCCGUCGAGAGCAGGUAGCUUCGCCGGUAGUCCGACGAUGACACGAGCAAUAUCAGCUCCACACCCACCCUCCCCCGUAUCACGUUCAUCAUCACCGUCGCCUUCGACACGUGGAGUCCAGCACUCGAAUACCUUACCGGCCGGCCAGAGCUCAUUCGACGUACAAUAUCAAGACGCGUCAUCGUCUGCCGGACAAACCAGAGGCAGGCCAAGACAACGACGGGACACGCUAGAGGUCCCGGUGGUCCAUCCUAGUUCCUCGCGGGCCAUGCAACCCUCUUCGCCAGCUGCGUCCGUUACUACUAUAACCAAUAGCCAGGGCUCUCCUGCAAUUGUUAUAUCGCCUGAUCCCGAUACCGGCUCUACUAUAGACGAUAUCCCUGUCCUCAACUCCCCUACCAUUCGACCGAGCGAGCUAGACCCAGCACCGCAACCGAAAGCCUCACCCUACCAUGAAAGGGACCCCUCCGAGACGUCGUCUACAUAG
This is a messenger RNA of Daldinia vernicosa, 2187 nucleotides long. RefSeq lists its product as uncharacterized. The coding region runs from base 103 to 2187 and encodes 694 amino acids. The record is from RefSeq and is a predicted model, not a curated record. The transcript has 10 exons. NCBI's taxonomy places the organism in Eukaryota, Fungi, Ascomycota, Sordariomycetes, Xylariales, Hypoxylaceae.